This is a messenger RNA of Meloidogyne enterolobii, 234 nucleotides long. The record is from the annotation of a GenBank genome assembly. Lineage: Eukaryota; Metazoa; Nematoda; Chromadorea; Rhabditida; Meloidogynidae.
UUUUCAAAAAUGGUGCCUGUUAUUAUUUUUGACCGUAUUUCCUUUCCAAAUUUUCAAUUAAACAAUCGGGCAGAGAAUGUUGAAAUUAAGGAAUUAAAUAUUCCUGUAGUCAGAUAUACAAAUUACCAAAUUUCAAAUAUUUACAAUCCAAAGGAAAGAUUUUCAUUUUGCAAUAAAGAAUGGAAUGGAUCUGUUGUUUACAUUAAAAUCAAAAAAUUAAAGAUUAGAAUUUGA